Solea solea (common sole) is the source of this 3584-nucleotide messenger RNA. RefSeq names its product Rab interacting lysosomal protein-like 2 (gene rilpl2). Bases 280 to 873 code for a protein of 197 amino acids. Gene Ontology annotation, biological process: cilium assembly. Gene Ontology annotation, molecular function: protein dimerization activity. Lineage: Eukaryota; Metazoa; Chordata; Actinopteri; Pleuronectiformes; Soleidae. The record is from RefSeq and is a predicted model, not a curated record. The transcript is spliced from 4 exons. Gene Ontology annotation, cellular component: ciliary basal body; cytoplasm.
CUGUGGAUGAGUGGAGUUAGUUUUCUUCGUCCAUAGACGAUCUUUGUACUCACCUGUCGCUAGGAUACUUUGCCCUCCUCUGCUGCUCACUGAGUCACGCCAUUGGCGGCUGAGUGAUGGGGGAAGUGCUGCUCCUCUGGAAGUUGGUUACCUUCUGCCAGUGAAAAAAAAGUCUCAAUCUGCGGCUCUAAAACAAGAUUCGUUGCUAGUCGCUGGUGGAAGAGAGUGAAGUUAGCUAGGUUAACUUUGUGUUUAGGAGUCGCCUCCUCGUUCACCGUGAUGGAUUUCGGCGAGGAGUCGUCGUCUCCCGCUCUGGCUUUUGAGAAAGACGCGUUUGAGCUCACGGUUGAAGAUGUUUAUGACAUCUCGUACGUGAUCGGACGGGAUUUGUUGAAGAUUAGCAACACGGGGGACGAAGUGUCGGACCUGCAGUUCAGGAUAGUCCGCGUUUUGGAAAUGUUUGAAACUCUGGUCAACAAGUACAACUUGUCUCUGGAGGAGAUGAAAAUGGAGCGGGACAACCUGAAGAGUGAACUGGACAGGAUCGUGAAGGAGAGCUCCUCCGGACAGAGCACGCAAACAGCGGGACCCAACCAGCUGGUGGUGGACCUGACAGACCCAAACAGGCCGCGGUUCACCAUGCAGGAGCUGAAGGAGGUUCUGCAGGAGAGGAACCAGCUGAAGGCUCAGCUCAUGGUGGCUCAGGAGGAGCUUCAGCUCUACAAGAGUGGGAUUCUGCCACAGGCUGAACCAGCCAUGGUGGAAGUAGAUCUGGAGACGCCAGCAGCGACGGAGCACAGUCCAUCGCCAGCAAAUAAUGCAAAAGAAGAGAAGACGAGCAUAGGAAAACUGUUUUCAUUCAGGCGAAAAUAAGAAAAAAAACCUUUCACAAGGAAACUGAUGAUGUAGAAGACAAACAGGAUUUGUCGGGACAAUUUUCUCAUCAGUCAACUCCUAUAUUGACUAUUUUUUACUAUGUGCAUUUCUCAAUCUAACAAGCACUGUAUUUUUAACUGGUUAUUGUAGCCUAAAAAUGUUGUAUAAUAAUCGAGUUUGGUUCAAAUGUAUAUUUUGCAUACAGGUUUGAUGAAGUUAUCAAAUUGAAACUGGAAAAGUAUUAUCUAGUUGCUGUUGGCAGUUACGGCGGAUGCAUUCACUUUUAAAUUAAGUUAUGGGUCUAUUUUUAGGCUUGAAAUUAAGUCUUCAUGUAAUUUAAAACACACCUCCCUCUAUCGUCAAAGACAGGGAGAAGGGCCACAUCACAAAAUUAUGAUGAAAUCAUAAUAAUUUUGUUAUUCAAGUCCUAAACCAGACUCAUAAUGCAUGACUUCUCUCAAGUUUUGCAUGGAUGUAGGGAGCACAGUAAAGAAGAUGGACAGAAUUGACUUUGAUUUAAUUUAGUCUAAUGCGUUCCAAAUCUAACUUAAUCAAAAACUAUACUACUACGUUGUUGCAAAGAAGUCUACAGUAGUCAACUCAGCCUGCUUGCACUUAGCUGAGGUAAUUUAAUAUUUGCCGUUCCACUACAUAAUGCAUGUUUUUAUAACUCUGGCACAAUAACAAUUAACAAUAUACUCUGUUAAUGAAAGUCAUUCACUGUGUGAAGUCACUUCAUUCCACAGCUGUUGGAUUGUUAAAAUGACAUCAAGUGCAAUCUGUGUGUCAUCUUAAAGCAACACAGUUCACAUUGUUUCCAGGCCUUCUUUACUGUUGAUAACACGACAGCUGGAAUGAGCUGAACUGUUUAUUCUUCAAUUUACAGCACAGGUAAUAAUUUACAAUUAGCAGAAAUGAAUAUUACAGUUAUAGUUAAUAGAAAAAGGAAACUAACUCUCCAGGGGGGAAAUCCUCUUCCAAUAUUAAAUCUGCUACAUAUAGAUAAGAAAAAAUAUAAAAGGUUAUAAAAGCUGUUGCAAAAAAAUACAUGUUUCACAAGCUGAAGCUUUAGCAUCCAUUUAAAACUAAUUUCUCUUCUUUUUUUCAUCCUAAUUAAAAAAUGUUGUGGACUGCUCAUCUACAGCAUCUUUUUACAAAAAAAAAAAAAACAGGACAUCAGAGAGCACCAAUUCAUCUCAAAUACAUAACACUUCAGUGUUUGAGCCAAGGGUGAGCCAUGAUGGAGGCUUUACUCCGGUCGCCGUAGUCAUACAGCAGCUCCUCCUCUGCCUCAAUGUCUUUGGAGGCCACCAGGAUCAAAUGUGGGGUUCCAUCGAUGGCGUGAAGCCGCGUCUGGCAGUUGCCGUUUUUACUGUGGUUAACAAGUCUUCCAAGCCGACUUGUUUCCUUUGUGGCAUCUACACUGUAAUUUAAUCAAUAAAUACAAAUUAAACUUAAAAAAACACAAGAUGGGCAGUUCAAGACCAAAAAAGCCUAGAAAGGAUUUUACAAGAGACUAACCAAGUCUAAAACCAAGAGGUUUUUUGGACUAUUUGUUUGAAAACAAAAAUGUUUCGUAGAAAAGGAAGACAACAUUGACAGUAUUUUGAUCAGGGUUGAAUGAUUAUUUUCAUACGUGAUUAUUUUCAGUUGAGCAAUUGUCAGACACGGUUGAAAAGUGUUGAUUGGUGUUUACAAAACCUGGAAAUUAUGUUUUCGAAUGUCUUAUUUUUGUCUACAAAUUAUUUAGUUUUAAUAACUUUUCUUUUACGAAGCAAAGACACCAGAAAAUAUUAACAUUUAAAGCCCAUAAACCCAUAAAUCGAUUCUCAAAAUAGUUGAUAAUUAAUUCUACAGUAAAAAACUACAGUAAAUUGAUAUUUUUUUUAAACCCCUUUUUAAAAUGCAAAUGUAGUAGUAUGGACUUUUGGCUCUGGAUUAUAAACAAUCUCCAUCCAUACUUAAUCCUGAAAUAGUAUAUCACAUUUGCUAGUGUAAACAGGAAGCUGAUUCUCUCCUCUGCAGUUUUUUUAGUUUCAGGAAGUAAUACGUGAGGGGGGGAAAAAACAAUUGCCAAAAUUCAGAGCAAGGAUUUCUGUUUUAAGACUGGCAUUGAGGUGAAAGUAAGUAAGUAAAAAGUAGAUAAAGGGUACCUACGUCAUCCAGACAAAAAAAAACAGCCUUGGAGCUGACAGCAUUUCUUUUCAGAAUGCAGAAUUUAUGCAUUUUUUAAAUUUGUUAUGGAUGUUGCCUCAGCCCAAUAAAUCCCAUCACAAUUAAUGAUUUCCAAACAUCACGGAUGAACAAAUGGAAUGUUUAAGAUAACGUGUCAAUCCAUGUGGUGAUUUUUUAACUUACCAGUAUGUUUUAGUUUGAUAUUGGAAGUAGUACAUGUAACAGCCUGUUAAGGGAUCCUCAGCAUACUGGGCCUCUCUUAAUUUAGCCUCUGCUAGUUCCAGUAGGUCUCCAUGGUACUCCACAACAAACUCUCCUUUUUUGAAGUCUUUGACAGCAAACACCCCUCUUCCUUUUCCUUCUAUGUGUUUCACCUGUUGACAGUCAAAAAUCACAUUUGUGUAAAGCUUCACAUGUGGGAAUUGUUUUGUUGUAUUUGUCAAAAAAAGGACAAGAAAUUGUCACAAAUACUUGUGUGUUCUCAACUUAAAAAAACAACAACAUUCAAAUCAUUAAAUGUCACCUGCAUUCCA